Molecule: messenger RNA, 846 nt
Organism: Dentiscutata erythropus
Lineage: Eukaryota; Fungi; Glomeromycota; Glomeromycetes; Diversisporales; Gigasporaceae
Source: the annotation of a GenBank genome assembly
AUGAUUUUGGCUACGAAUAAUAAAACAUCUUAUCCACUUGUUAGCCUCGUCACUGCUGUUGAUGGUAAUACAGCCACUUACUUUGUUAUUUAUGAAGAGAAUAAAGUUCCUACAACAGAAUGUUUAAGCGCACCAAUCACUUGUUUUGUUGAUCAGCCAAUUAAUUCACCUUUUACUUCACUUUCUCAACCUCCAAUAAUGGCACCAUAUGGCAUGAAUGAUACACUUAAUAUUAAUCCUCAUCUAAGAUUUUAUGUUUGCGAAUAUAGUAACAAUGAUGCCUACUCUUAUAAGUGGGCAGUGGGAUAUGCUCAAGUAGCAUAUAAACUUGUUUUUGGAUUGGAGUGUGCAAAAUUUACUCUUAUACUUUUCUUUGGUCAAUGUUUAGCUAAUUGUCAUCAAUAUUAUCUUAUAAACUUUAUCAACGAUUCAAUUAUUUGGAUCAUGAUAUUUUUGCUUAAAAGAAAGUAUCCCCAACUUGAAGAAGCUUGGAAUGCUUUGGAUGAAGCUGUUGAACACAAACCAAAAAGACAUUUGUUGCGAAUUUUCUGUAAUACUUUCCUCCAUUCGAUACCGAUGAUAGUUUUAACAAUCCAGAGUAUAAGUUUUCGUUUCAAUAUGGCACAUCAGCCUCCAUCUGCUUUAUCUAUUGUUGGUUGCGUGUUUUCCUUGAUUGCAAUAUGUUACAAUCUAUGGCAACUAGCAGAUAGUGCACAUAAUAAACUUAAAAAAAUUCAAAAAUCAGGUAUGGACGAUAAAGAAGCGAAUGAAGAAGAUGUGUAUAUAGUUUCGAAGAUUGCUUCUUUUUUUACAUGCUGUGAGAUUGUUUCUAAUCCUUCUAACUGA